AGCCAUUGCAGACGGAUGCUGACGCCAGGACACUCCCGGGCAGUCCUGGAAGGGUGGCAUCCAUUCUCCCCAUUGUACACUAAUUGCGUCUUUGCCCUAAAAAGACACAACUGCGGGUGGGCGCGAGUGAAGGCAGCUGCGAGGGACGGUUUGCCUGAAUCUAUCAUUGCAGCUGCAUGUUCAAGAAGUGGCCAGAGGGUUCUGCAUGUUGACUCGAGAAAUUACUAUGGAGGAAACUGGGCCAGUUUUAGCUUUUCAGGAUUAUGCUCCUGGAUUAGGGAAAAUAAGCAAAAGAGGGAUGUCAGAGAGGAGAGUGACGAUUGGAGAAAAUUGAUCCUUGAAACAGAAGAAGCUAUUUCUCUUAAUAUGAAGGAUAAUACCAUUCAGCAUAUAGAAUAUAUCUGCUAUGCCAAUCAGGAUUUAGCUGAAGAUGUUAAUGAAGCUGGUGCAUUGCGAAAACUGUCUGCCUUUGGAGUCUCUGAUAAUGGUGAGGCUACUCAAGGGUCUGAAAAAGAGUGCCAGCCUGUGGAAAGCCAGUCACUAGGACCUGAGAGCUGUGAAGUAUCCCCUGAAAGUAUUACGUGUAAUGAUCCAGAGAGUGCGACGGAAAGGAGUGAUGCAGAAAUGACCUCUGAGAGUGAGAACCUCUGUGAUGCAACUUCUGACGAGUCUGCUUUGGAAAAAGGAAAAAUGGAAAAUGCAUCAACAGCAGAAACUGCUGCCUUGGAGCCAAAGAAAAUUACUUACACACAAAUUGUUAUAGAAGGCAGGAGAUUUAAUAUUGAUUUAGUUUCCAAGCUGCUCUAUUCCCGGGGACUGUUAAUUGAUCUUCUAACUAAGUCUAACGUUAGCAGAUAUGCAGAGUUCAAAAAUGUCACCAGGAUUCUUGCAUUUCAGGAAGGAAGAGUGGAGCAGGUACCUUGUUCCAGGGCAGAUGUCUUCAACAGCAGACAGCUCACUAUGGUGGAAAAAAGAAUGCUAAUGAAAUUUUUGACAUUUUGUUUGGACUAUGAACAACAUCCCAAUGAAUAUGAAGAUUACAAGGAAUAUAAAUUUUCAGAGUACUUGAAAACCCAGAAGUUAACAUCUAACUUGCAGCACUUUAUUUUACAUUCUAUUGCAAUGGUAUCGGAGGCUGACAGUGGCACCAUAGAUGGGCUCAAGGCAACAAAAAAAUUUCUUCAGUGUCUUGGCCGGUAUGGCAAUACACCCUUUUUAUUUCCUUUGUAUGGUCAAGGAGAGAUCCCACAAUGCUUCUGCAGGAUGUGUGCUGUAUUUGGUGGAAUCUAUUGUCUUCGCCAUUCAGUUAAGUGCCUUGUAGUGGACAAAGAAUCUGGACGAUGUAAAGCAAUGAUAGAUCACUUUGGGCAAAGAAUAAGUGCUAAGUAUUUUGUGGUAGAAGAUAGCUACUUUUCAGAGAAAACAUGCACAAAUAUGUGCUACAGGCAGAUCUCCAGAGCAGUGCUCAUUACAGAUCAAUCCAUACUAAAGACAGAUUCAGACCAGCAGAUUUCAAUUUUGACAGUGCCACCAGAGGAAUUAGGACUGCCAGCAAUUCGAAUCAUUGAAUUGUGCUCUUCAACCAUGACAUGCAUGAGAAACACCUACUUGGUCCAUUUUACCUGCUCAUCAACUAAAACUGCUAAAGAAGAUUUAGAGCCUAUUGUACAGAAGCUAUUCUCCCUAAAUUCUGAAACUGAGAGAGAGUCUGAAAAUGAAGGAGGACCGGAAAAGCCCAGAGUCCUAUGGGCACUAUACUUCAACAUGAGAGAUUCUUCGGGCAUCGACAAAAAUUCAUAUGACAGUUUACCCUCAAACGUCUAUGUCUGUUCUGGGCCAGAUUGUGAACUGGGAAGUGACUAUGCUGUCAAACAGGCUGAGACAAUUUUUCAAGAAAUGUUUCCUAAUGAGGAGUUCUGUCCACCGCCACCAAAUCCAGAAGAUAUUAUCUAUGAUGGAGAUGGGACUCAGACAGAAGACCCUGGAUUCAGUAAUUCAUCUAAUGUAAUAACAAAGCCCUCACCUGAGGAAAACAGUGGUGGUGAUGGAGAUAGCAACCAAUUUUCAGAAGAACAACAUGAAGAAUAGAAGUAUUAAGAUUGAACCCAGUAUCCCUUAUCUCCAUGGAAGAGUUUGACUUAGUCUGGUGGAGGUAGAACAAACAGUUGUAUUUAUUCCUCCUUACUUAGGUUGAGUAAAAAAUAAGUAGCCUAUUUGAUUUCAGGGGAACUGCUUAUAAUGGAGUAAUACUCAGCCUGUCACAGGAAGGUUGUCAGAGCUGGAUCCAGAAGCAAAAAAUAAAAAUUACAUUUUAAAAUCUGAUUUUAAUUUCUUUGAGAAGAGUUGUUAUUUUAGUAAUGAUUCUGCCACCUUGAUACUUGAUACUUCAAGCGUCAAUAACAACAAAAUUUGUGAACUAGUUUAAUAUAAUGGACAAAAGGACAAACCAUACACUGUUGUAAAUUGUGACAGCUGUAUUGACUUCAGUUUACACCAGCUAAGGAUCUACCCCCACAUCUUUGCGUCCUAUAAAUUGAUUACAAAAAAGGGAACUUUAGGCAGUAUUGAGAGUUUGAGGGUGUUCAAACAAAUACACUUUUAUUUGUUGAUAUAAGUCCUGCAUUUGAAGGCUGGUUUUCAAAUAAUUAAUAUCACAGUUACUUUGCUAAUGAAAAAUAUCCUAUGGUUGUUUUUUUAAAUUGGUAAGUUUAUUAAUAUGCAGGAAUAAGCUUAUUAUAAUAUGCAGAAAUAAACUGUAUAUAAUAAAUAUAUUGAUCUCAAUUGAAACUGUAUUACUACUUGAAACAUUCUGUCAUUCUUGUUUUGAUUGGAGUCAAGACUUUAUCCCUGUUUGCCGGUUAUAUUUAUAGUCUACUACUUUUUUUUACUUAAGAACCUCCAGUAAUGCAGCAUAUUUUGAGUCCCUGCAAAUGUUUUGCUUAGACAAGAUUAUGGCCCCAAACUUUCGCAUACAUAAAGCUUUCCAGGACUUGGAUCUGAAAAAAAAUUCAAUAGUUAAUUAAAAUUUUUAAAAAUGGCAUUAGGAAAAAAGUUGGGCUUGUUAUAUUUACAAUUGUUUUCAUCCCAGAUAAUGAUCUAAAAGCUGUGUGAUAGUAAAUUAUGCAUUUUGUAAUGAUGAAUCAUAAAUAAUAUUUUAUAUAAGAGAAUUGUUAAAUGUAUUUAUAAACUUACUUUGUGUACAGAAUUAUGAAACCAGAAAAAUCUUGAAAAGGUUAAUGAUACUAAAUAGACUCUCACCUCUCUGCUAAAUGUUUUGAAAUUAUAUGCUCUAGAAAAAGAAAGAAGUAUAUAUGUGCUUUAAAUGACAAAAAAAUGAAAUUUGAGUGUUGGAAGCUUUACCAUAAAAUCUUAAGAUUUACCCAAAUCAAAUAUUUAUAGUAUAAAUUACCAAUAUAUAAAAAUAUGCACAAUGAACAAAUUUGGAUGAUUGUGAGAGUUUAACUGCUACAUAAGCUUAGAUCUGAGUAUACCGUUAUACAAGCACAUUAGUACUUUUUAAAUCCUGUACAUCAAUUCAUGUACAUCAAUUCAAAUUACGGAGACCCUUGCCAUUCACAGUGGAUGUGUCCCUGACACCAUUGCGAAUGUCACAGCUCUUAGUAUUAGUGAAUUUCACAACUCGGCCCCCACAGUGAGUUCCCCGUGGCUCCCAAACUCACCAUGGGGGCUGGGAGCCACAGGGAACUCACAGUGGGGAACUCCCCCACAGAUGCUGGGAGCCGUGGUAAGAUGGAAGUCACAGGGAGUUCACUGUGGCUCCUGACAGCUGUGGAGAACUUACUGUGGGGAAUUCACUGCUGCUGCCAGGAACCAAAGUGAAUUUCCUGUGGCUCCUGACCUCCAUGGUGAGCUCCCCGAGGCUCCCAGCCCCAGCCAGGAGAUCCCUGCAAAUACAAGGAAUUGCGAAUAUUGAUUCUUCAGAUCGCAAGGUUCUCCUGUAAUUCCAAUAAAUAAUCGAUACCUGAUAUUGACUGAAAUUAUUGACCCAGCUAGGAUUUUCUACAGUAUUUCAGUAAAUAUGCCUACCUUGCAGAUGGCUUUGUGCCAUAGAAGUCAAUUUAUUUUUGUACAACAUAGCUAACACAAUAUAGAACAUUAUUUUGUCUUGCAUCAUACAGUAUCCAAAUUCCAUUUUAAACAUGUUAGUGUUUACAUUGUCACUUCUGUUUUUAUUGGAUCAGCAUCAUGCUAUGUAAUUAUAAAGUCCUCAGAAAAAAAAAGUACAUGCAAUUCAUUUCGAUUGCUAAAUAAUACUGAUCCUUGGUAUGCUUGCAAUUAAGCAUCUAAUUAAAGAUGGUAACAAAUAGGCUGCUUGCUUGCCCAUUCUCAGCUACCAUUCGUAUGUGCAUAUCAAAAAGCAUGAAUGUAGGUUAAUUAUGCUUAAUGUCUAUAAAUCUGUAAAGGAACUAAGACAACAAGGACCUGGUUUCUCUUUGCCUUUCAAUGAUAGGAAUCAUGUUUAAUUUUACAUUUUUUAUGUUUACAAGGAAAUUAUAUUUGUUGUAUGAAAAUUGAAGGUUUGCUUGCAUGUAUGUUUCUUUCUGUAUUUUCCUUCAGUUCAAGAGAAGCAGUUUAUUGCAAGCGUCUAAAGUUUUGUUGUAUUGUUUGUUAAAGUUGGUUUAUUGUCACAUUGCUAUCUGUGAUGUGAUUAAAAUUCACAUGAAUCCUAAGAAAUUUACUCAAUACAGAUAUUUUAUGCAUUCAUGUCAAUGUAAAGUAAAAGGUUUGUAAUGCUACACAUUUGAUUUUUAGAUAAAACAAAGGCUGUACAACUUACAAGUCAUAAGCUGUGACUUUACCUUAUAUUGAUUGCCUAAAAUACCUUUUCAUGUCUUCUUCAAAUAGUGAAUGAAAACUUAAAUGGUUUCUCCAAUGGUAAUUGAGUACCCAACAGCUCAUUUGCAACAGGAAUAAACAAGUCUGUUGAUGAUCUUUUA
This is a messenger RNA of Pelodiscus sinensis (Chinese soft-shelled turtle), 4958 nucleotides long. NCBI's taxonomy places the organism in Eukaryota, Metazoa, Chordata, Testudines, Trionychidae. The record is from RefSeq and is a predicted model, not a curated record.